Messenger RNA from Macrosteles quadrilineatus (aster leafhopper), 985 nucleotides. RefSeq names its product adenosine deaminase (gene Adgf-A). Lineage: Eukaryota; Metazoa; Arthropoda; Insecta; Hemiptera; Cicadellidae. Gene Ontology annotation, biological process: inosine biosynthetic process; negative regulation of adenosine receptor signaling pathway; adenosine catabolic process. The transcript has 7 exons. Gene Ontology annotation, molecular function: adenosine deaminase activity. The coding region runs from base 1 to 939 and encodes 312 amino acids. The record is from RefSeq and is a predicted model, not a curated record. Gene Ontology annotation, cellular component: cytosol; external side of plasma membrane.
AUGCUGAAACUCAGUACCUCCAAGCUUCAGUACACUGAUAGGUCUCUAAGAGGUGACCUAGACGCAUUAGAGCGUGUAGCGUAUGAGUUCUGCGAGGACGAGUACUACGCAGGAGUGAUCUAUGCGGAAGUGCGUUACAGUCCAAGACUAGCAUUGGGGAACAAGGCUCUCCUUCAACUUGGCCCGAGUGCACUGGAUGAAGUUAUUGUGCGAAUUUCACAUGGUUUGGAACGUGGACUCAAGGACUUCGGUGUCAAAACCAAGCAGAUUUUAUGUGCUCGAUAUAGUGAAGAGUUCAAUGACCUUGUUGAAGUUCUUCAUCUGUGCCAGAAACAUUACGACAAGGGAGUUGUUGGCAUUGAUCUGCUUACUUUACAGCCUUCAGAAGGCGUUGUAGAUGAAGCUCCAUGUGUAGAGCCCAUCAUAUCAGUGUACAGAGAGGCGGCGCAGACAGGGGUUCACCGCACAAUCCAUGCUGCUGAGGUUGGCACAGCCACCGCAGUGGACAGGGCUGUGUACAAGCUUGGUAGUGAAAGGGUGGGACACGGGUACCAUGUGGUGGAGGACCCUAACAUUUACCAGAGAUGUAUAAAGGACCAAGUCCACUUUGAGUGUUGUCCCUACUCUAGCCUCAUGACAGGUUCCGUGAAUGCAUGGGGAGAGACACAUCCAAUUUGCAGGUUUGCCAGAGACGGUGCCAGUUUCUCCGUGAAUGCUGACGACCCUACAGUCACAGGUUACACAGUACUCCAGGACUACGAGCUACUGUCAUCCUGGGGCCUCAGCCUUCCACAGCUGACUAUGACGAGUAUCCACGCUUGCAAUUCCAGUUUUUUAAGUGAUAAUGAAAAGAAAGAAUUACUUCAUGAGCUGAAAACAUUUAAUCUGGCUACACCUGUUAAAGAACACAAUUCAGGCAUGUUCUGCCUUCUACAAUAACUCUUAUAGGCCUAUUGUAAAUAAUGUAUUGAGUAAUAAAAUUGAA